Synchiropus splendidus (mandarinfish) is the source of this 1118-nucleotide messenger RNA. RefSeq names its product ARV1 homolog, fatty acid homeostasis modulator (gene arv1). The coding region runs from base 71 to 799 and encodes 242 amino acids. The transcript is spliced from 5 exons. Lineage: Eukaryota; Metazoa; Chordata; Actinopteri; Syngnathiformes; Callionymidae. Gene Ontology annotation, biological process: regulation of plasma membrane sterol distribution; sterol metabolic process; sphingolipid metabolic process. The record is from RefSeq and is a predicted model, not a curated record. Gene Ontology annotation, cellular component: Golgi apparatus; cortical endoplasmic reticulum.
CGUCAUUCAUUUGGGAAUACAUUUCCGGUUCCGUAGGCUAAUCCUCAUGUAGCCGCUAGCGCACGCUGACAUGGGGAAAGCUGAGUUUCGGUGCAUUAACUGUCACGAAAAGGCGACCGAACUUCAUCGGGAUUACAGCAACUGUAUCCUGAAAAUAACCAUAUGCGAGUCCUGCAAGAAGCCUGUGGACAAGUACAUCGAGUAUGAUCCCGUCAUCAUCCUCAUCGACGCUAUUCUGUGCAAGACGCAAGCGUUCCGACACAUUCUCUUCAACACCACUUUAGACAUCCACUGGAAGUUGUGCGUCUUCUGCCUGCUGUGUGAGGCCUACUUCCGCUGGUUCCUCCUGCACGGUUCCGAGUCCAGCAGCGACCCGGCCGACAUCAUCCGCUACACCAAGGAGUGGGAGUUCUACGGCUUGUUCGGCCUGGCCGCCCUGGAGCUGUCUGCCUUCUGCGGGGGGGUGCUGGCCUUCCUCUGGCUGCUGCUGCCCACGGUCCAACCGGAGCAGCUCCUCCGCGCCCUGCUCCUCUCCUGCUACGGCAAAGUGCUGCUGAUCCCGGCGGUGAUCUGGGAGCACGACUACUCUCCUGUGAGCCUGGCUCUGAUCAAGCUGCUGGUGCUCACGUCCAACACUCAGGCCGUCCGAGUGGUCCUCAACAGCAGCCGCCGUCUGUCGCUGGCCGCCGUCUGCGUUGGACUGCUGUCAGAAACCUGCGUCGCUCGGAUGAGUGCUGCGUUCCCGUGGAGCCCCCACGCCAGAGUGCUCUUUGGAGAGAUGGUGGGCUCGGAGACGUGACAGGCUGGGAGAGCACGGCGACCAAAUCAGAGUCGCUCAACAUCAGCGAGCGUCAUGUGAAAUCUCAUCAAGGAAUUUGUGGAAACGGAACCUGCUGAACAUUCUGAGCAGUGGAAUCAGAAGGUGUGAAUAAAGGUUGGACCUAUUUUGGACUCUGAACAUGCAGCAGAAGUCAUCCAGCAAGAGACGACCCUCCAGGCCCUGGAUCCAGCUGAGCUGAGGACAUCUUGUCUUGAGCACUCCGAUGCAGGAACCUGUCGCUGCGGAGCCUCUCAUGUUUCUGUUUUUAAUAAAGAGAUCUGCAGCUGCAGGUCACCUG